Osmerus eperlanus (European smelt) is the source of this 1598-nucleotide messenger RNA. RefSeq names its product RNA binding motif protein 7 (gene rbm7). Bases 101 to 901 code for a protein of 266 amino acids. Gene Ontology annotation, molecular function: single-stranded RNA binding. NCBI's taxonomy places the organism in Eukaryota, Metazoa, Chordata, Actinopteri, Osmeriformes, Osmeridae. The transcript has 5 exons. The record is from RefSeq and is a predicted model, not a curated record. Gene Ontology annotation, biological process: regulation of alternative mRNA splicing, via spliceosome. Gene Ontology annotation, cellular component: nucleus.
AAUCUGCCCCCUUAUAAAACCGUAGCAUUUGCCUGUUUACAAUCAGGUUAGCUAGUUAUCUAGGGGCAGUGCUUGCACUUUUACAGUCCAUUUAAAUACAAUGGGUAUAGCAGAUGAAACUGACAGGACUCUGUUUGUUGGAAAUUUGGAUCAAAAAGUGACGGAGGAACUCUUGUUCGAGUUGUUUUUACAGGCUGGACCGCUUAUCAAAGUGAAGAUACCAAAGGACAACGAUGGAAAACAGAAGUCCUUCGGGUUUGCUGUCUUCAAGCACGAAGAAUCUGCACCAUAUGGCAUGAACCUACUCAACGGAACCUCGCUUUUCGGAAGAACUCUAAAAGUACAAUUCAGAGCAGGGAGCACACAUAUAAACAGUCCUGAGAACUCGCAAAAUUCAAGCCCAGUCAACACUCUCAAUCUGCAUGGGGCCAGAUACAACAAGUCUCCUGACCAGAUGGGACCUCCACUGUUUUCACCCCUUCAACACCAGCAGAGAUCAUUCUCCUCUCCUGAAAGUCUGCAGAGACAUGUCAUGAUGAACAACAUGUGGCAGCUCCAGAUGCAGCAGCUCCAGCAGCUGAAUGGAGGCUUCUCCGGUCUUCUGCCCCAGCCGUCCCCGCAGCAGCAUGUAAGUCGUGGUGGGAAUGGAGGUGUCUCACGGCAGCAGGACGACCCACCCCAGAGGGGCCACAGGCAGUCUUACCAGCAGAACAGUGGCAGCCACAGCAGCAGAGACCAGCACUAUCCAGGCUCUGAAGAUUCUGGAGCGGGCUCCAACCGCCACCACCGCACCCAGCGGAACGACCAUUACCAGCACGAUGAGCGGGGUGGCAACCGCAGCAGAAACCACCAGGACAGGAGGAAGGAAGAGUCCAGGGACGGUCGUUGGAGACGAUACUAAAGCAUUAUGGGAUUUUUUUAUUUUUUAAAGAAUAUUUUAAAAUAUUUUUUUAAUACAUGAUUUGCCUCCAUGGCACACACCUUUUUAGAAACACAGCUAUGGAUUGUUACUGGGGAAACGAGAUUCAAUGAAAUUCUCAGGAGGAAGAAACACACACACACAAUCUUUUAAUUGGUUGUACAAUUUUGUAUAAUUCUUUCAUUGUAAAAGUGUAUGCGGGAUUGUGUUCAAUAUAUAAAAAAAGACAGGUGGAAUUUGAUAAUUGACGGUUCAUAUUGACAUAUGUUCAUCUUUGAUACGAAAAAGGUUUUAGACUAUUUUCAAGUGAAAGUAAUUACUCUUAUGCAUUUAUUGGGAAUGUGCUUUUUAUUUCUAGUAGUUUUUGUAAUUGCAAAAAAAACUGUAGUCUGUCGUAGAAUAUUGUGUAUAUUUCCUUUGCCAUUGAAUGGUGCUCCAAUGUUCUUCCUCAGGAAUUAGAAAGUAAGAUGUUAUAACUAAUUUACACCAGCAACCCUUCCUGUGGCAAUAGGCUGAAGUAAUUGAAAUGAUCAAAUCAAAUCUCCUUUUUUUCUAAAUGUUUCAAAUCAAAUGUUUUUAAAGUAAUGCCAUGUACUUUUUCAUUUUUAGUAUAUUCUACAACUGCAAAAUUCCUGUCACAGUCCAUGAACAUCUGGAAUAAAAUAUUCCUCAAUCCUAA